ACAAUUUUCGUUUCCUGUCAUCUGUCAUAUCUACAAGACAGAACCAUGUGAAACUCUUGUUUGUGUGUGUCCCAUGCUUCCAAUGGUUCCAAGUUUGUUUUCAGUCUUUCAUGAAUCUAUUUAUACAUCCAGAGAGAGAGCCAACUCUUCAAAUCACCAAGUAGCAAAAGCAAUACAAACCUUGAAUCUGAGCAUCUAAACUGUUCUAAGAAGCUUCAGAUUUCAAUUUUUCCAGACACAAGAAAUGGCUUUGCUCAGAGGUCUCUUGGGUGCAAAGAAGAUUAUUAACUUUUCUGUAGCGGCUACAAGCAAAAGGACAGUUUCAGUGCCAAAGGGGUUUCUUGCGGUGUACGUUGGUGAAGACCAGGUGCAGAAGAAGAGAUAUUUGGUGCCUAUCUCAUAUUUAAACCAUCCUUCUUUUCAAGCUCUUCUUGGUAAAUCGGAGGAAGAGUUUGGAUUUGAUCAUCCAAUGGGUGGCUUAACGAUUCCUUGUCCUGAAGAUACCUUCAUCAAUGCGACUUCCCAGCUUCAGUGAUGAUGAAGAAGAAAAAAACUGACAUUAGUUUAGCCUGAGUUAGAGAGAAAAUUAGUCAAUGUAUCUAUGUUAACGUUUUUCAUCACUCUUUGUGAAAUAGAGUUAUUCAAGAGGCUACAAAAUGCAAAUGUGUAUGUCAUAGUUCCGUGUAAAAACAAUGGUUUCAAUUA
Brassica napus (rape) is the source of this 705-nucleotide messenger RNA. Its product is annotated as auxin-responsive protein SAUR21-like. Bases 245 to 535 code for a protein of 96 amino acids. The record is from RefSeq and is a predicted model, not a curated record. The transcript has a single exon. Lineage: Eukaryota; Viridiplantae; Streptophyta; Magnoliopsida; Brassicales; Brassicaceae. Gene Ontology annotation, biological process: response to auxin.